Molecule: messenger RNA, 3455 nt
Organism: Abrus precatorius (Indian licorice)
Lineage: Eukaryota; Viridiplantae; Streptophyta; Magnoliopsida; Fabales; Fabaceae
Product: ribonuclease J
Exons: 17
Coding region: 236-2842 (868 amino acids)
Source: RefSeq, a predicted model, not a curated record
GUGUCGCUAACGCUGGGGAAAACUAUAGGGAUAAGAAAGAUAUUUCUGAACCCAGCAAGUGAGCGACUAUCUCUUUCCCGCUUCUAAGCUGAAGUUGGAGCAAAAGCACAAGAAGCUCCUCAGUUGCUUGCAAAACCCCUAAAUAUUAGGGUUUCCGUCUUUCAAAGUUGCAGUCUCUGAUUCUGAGUCCGAGGCAUUCGCUUUUUUCCUUCUCUCUUAGGCCAUUCAUACGAGAAUGGCUACUUGUACUUUUCUUUCCCUUUGUCCUCACGCGUUCUGUUGCCGGCACCGCCCUUACCCUACACGCCGUUCCCUUACUUGCUCUUUUUCCUCUUCUGUCCUCUCAGAUACUGAUGGAUCUAAAGUGCUGCGGAAAAGAUCAAGAAAAAUAGAAGGUCCUAAAAAAAGCAUGGAAGACUCUGUUCAACGUAAGAUGGAGGAGUUUUAUGAAGGACGGGAUGGGCCACCCCUCCGAGUUCUUCCUAUUGGUGGGUUGGGUGAAAUUGGGAUGAAUUGCAUGCUUGUUGGCAACUAUGAUCGCUAUAUCCUCAUUGAUGCCGGUGUCAUGUUUCCAGACUAUGAUGAGCUUGGGGUUCAAAAGAUCAUACCUGAUACAACAUUUAUAAGAAAGUGGAGCCACAAAAUUGAAGCAGUCGUUAUAACACAUGGUCAUGAAGAUCAUAUUGGUGCAUUGCCAUGGGUCAUCCCAGCAUUAGAUUCUCGAACCCCAAUUUUUGCAUCAUCCUUUACAAUGGAGCUUAUAAGGAAACGUUUGAAGGAUCAUGGUAUUUUUGUUCCAUCCCGACUCAAAGUAUUUAGAACAAGGAAAAAGUUUGUGGCUGGUCCAUUUGAGAUAGAGCCUAUCACAGUGACUCAUUCUAUUCCUGAUUGCUGUGGAUUAGUGCUUCGCUGUUCUGAUGGUACCAUUCUUCACACUGGGGAUUGGAAGAUCGAUGAAACACCAUUAGAUGGUAAAGUUUUUGAUCGUGAAGCUCUUGAGGAACUCUCUAAAGAAGGAGUCACAUUGAUGAUGAGUGAUUCAACAAAUGUACUCUCACCUGGAAGGACAAUCAGCGAAUCUCUUGUGGCAGAUGCAUUAUUAAGGCAUAUUUCAGCUGCUAAAGGAAGGGUUAUAACAACCCAGUUUGCAUCAAAUAUACAUCGUCUUGGAAGUGUGAAAGCUGCUGCUGAUUUAACUGGCAGAAAGUUGGUAUUUGUUGGCAUGUCUUUAAGAACAUAUUUGGAUGCAGCUUGGAAGGAUGGAAAGGCUCCAAUUGAUCCAUCUACUCUGGUGAAAGCAGAGGAUAUUGAUGCUUAUGCUCCAAAGGAUCUGCUUAUUGUAACAACAGGUUCUCAAGCAGAACCACGUGCUGCCUUGAAUCUUGCAUCGUAUGGAAGUAGUCAUUCUUUCAAACUGACAAAGGAAGAUAUUGUUCUGUACUCAGCUAAGGUUAUCCCUGGUAAUGAGUCUCGUGUUAUGGAAAUGCUAAACCGCAUAUCAGAGAUUGGAUCAACUAUUGUUAUGGGGAAGAAUGAAUGUCUGCAUACAUCUGGUCAUGGGUAUCGUGGAGAAUUGGAGGAAGUACUUAGAAUUGUGAAGCCGCAACAUUUUCUUCCCAUACAUGGAGAACUAUUGUUCUUGAAGGAGCAUGAAUUACUUGGAAAAUCAACUGGCAUUCGGCACACUACUGUUAUUAAGAAUGGAGAGAUGCUUGGUGUUUCUCAUUUGAGAAACAGAAGAGUCCUUUCUAAUGGUUUCAUUUCACUUGGAAAAGAGAAUUUGCAGUUGAUGUACAGUGAUGGUGACAAAGCAUUUGGUACAUCCGGUGAACUCUUCAUUGAUGAAAGAAUGAGAAUUGCAUUAGAUGGCAUCAUUGUGGUUAGCAUGGAAAUCUCUCGCCCUAAAAAUUUAGACAGUCCAUUUGAAAACACCUUAAAAGGAAAAUUAAGAAUUACCACAAGAUGCCUGUGGCUUGACAAGGGAAAGCUGUUGGACGCACUCCAUAAAGCAGCUCAUGCUGCUCUUUCAAGCUGCCCUGUAAACUGUCCACUGGCUCACAUGGAAAGAAUUGUGUCUGAGGUGCUGAGGAAAAUGGUGCGGAAGUACAGUGGCAAAAGGCCCGAAGUUAUUGUCAUUGCCCUAGAAAAUCCUGCAGCUGUUCUUGCUAAUGAGAUAAAUACAAGGUUGUCUGGAAAACCUCUUGUGGGUGGGGUAUCGACAUUGAGAAAAGUGGCAGAUGGACACAGGAAAGAAAAUCAGAGAACUAAAAUGCAAACAAGAGAUCAAAUUGACAUGGAUGGUCUACUGCCUACUGAUGAUGCUGCUGUCUCAACUGGUGUUGAGGAUGAUUUGUCUGAUGCAGAGGAUUCAGAUGAAUUUUGGAAAACAUUUGUUGAAUCCUCUCCAGUUGAGAAGUCAAUUAAAGCUAACAAUGGUUAUGUUGCUCGAAAGGAGCAGUCAUCCCAGCUGAAGAUAGAUGAUUCUGAAGACGCUGAAGAAUGCAGUUUUGUGGAGACAUCAAAUUCUAAAGCCAAAUCUUCAAAAUUAGCAAAGAGAAAUAAAUGGAAACAUGAGGAAGUUAAGAAGCUGAUUGGUAUGCGUGGGGAACUCAAUGACAGAUUUCAAGUUGUGAAGGGAAGGAUGGCCCUCUGGGAAGAAAUAUCUCAGAACUUGUUGGCUGAUGGGAUCAGCAGAAGUCCUGGGCAGUGUAAAUCCCUGUGGACAUCCUUGUUACAGAAAUAUGAGGAGGUUAAGAAUGAGAAGAAGAGCAAGAAAAAAUGGCCAUAUCUUGAGGACAUGAAAAGGAUUCUGCCUGAUAAUGAGGCGUUAGCAACAAAAUGAUUGCAAAGGCGAUGAUGAACUAGACAAGAUAAUUUUCAGGAGUUUUCCAAUGAUUGGAUAUAUUUCUGAGCAUGGUCUCAGGAAAGAUAAUCCUUCAGUUGCAUAACUCUUUCAAUCUUGGACUCCAUCAUUGAAGGUCCAUAGUUUCGUGAGGAGAUAGACAGCAUAAAAGCAUUGGCAUUUUACAUUAACAUAAGUUAAUGAGGGAGACUAUGCUGGUUCAGGGGAUUAUCUAUUCCCCACCUCAAAAGGCAGCCCUCCACCAAAUGGCAGCACUUUCAGGUUCAUUUUGAUGCCAUUGUUUGACAUUGAAAACUAUUUUAUUAUAAUGAUAAUGAAGGGUUAAUAUUAUGUAAACGAGACCAAAAUAAAUUUAUUUCGUUAUUUAUCAUUUUAAUUUCAUUAUUUUUAUUAUUGGCACGUCUUGGGUGCCGUGAAACAGCCAUGUAUUUUGCAUUUUGGCCACGUACGACAGGGAAAAGUGCAAGUAUUGUUUCCACUUGCCAUUGCCGACGUAUAACUCGAUGGCUAUAAUAGUUUUUGGAUCAAUCAAUAUAAUAAUAAAAGAGAAAAGAGGUUAACUUACGUCUAAAGAUACAUACAGAAUAUUUAU